CGAUGCCAGCGACGCGCCGCUGCGGCUGCUGCACUCGGUGGUCGCGGCGCUGCAGCCCGAGGCGCGUGCUCGCGUCACCAUCUGCGACGCCCGUUCGCUCGACGUGGCCCACGCGCUUGCUGCCGUGGGCGAGGACCGGGCCACCGAGGGCCAGCUGGCCGGCGUCGAUGCCGUGCUGCUGCUGCCCGAGUCGCAAGCCGCCUUUGAUACGGGCAUACAGCUGCUGCGCAACCACGGCACCAUGGUCGUCGUGAGCUUCCCUACGCGCGGCUUCGUGCUCAACGCGGCCGACGUCGUCUUCCGCGACAUUCGCGUCGUCGGCAGCCUGGUGGGCCGCAACCAGCAGCUGCGCCAACUGCUCGCCUUUGCUGCCACCCACGCCGUGGCCGCCGUCACCCGCGUCUUUGCCUUGGAGGAUAUCAAUCACCGAGGCCCAUCGUGGAGCCGGCGGCAAGCUGGUCAUCGACAUGCUUGCCGAGUCGUCGCCGCCGCCGCCAUAGCGAGCAGCUACCGAUAGUCGAUCUACUGAUCACGUGCACGUGUCCGUGCCCCACACUCACCAGUUGUUGGAGAAGCAUCGUUGGAGAUGCCCCUCCCACCAAACAAGCACCCACAUUCACGUUUAUAAUUGUAGCCGCUCGUAGCCAG
Messenger RNA from Boeremia exigua, 648 nucleotides. RefSeq lists its product as uncharacterized. The record is from RefSeq and is a predicted model, not a curated record. Bases 242 to 517 code for a protein of 91 amino acids. The transcript has a single exon. NCBI's taxonomy places the organism in Eukaryota, Fungi, Ascomycota, Dothideomycetes, Pleosporales, Didymellaceae.